Diorhabda carinulata is the source of this 1618-nucleotide messenger RNA. RefSeq lists its product as uncharacterized. Bases 1 to 1368 code for a protein of 455 amino acids. The transcript is spliced from 2 exons. Gene Ontology annotation, molecular function: DNA helicase activity. Lineage: Eukaryota; Metazoa; Arthropoda; Insecta; Coleoptera; Chrysomelidae. Gene Ontology annotation, biological process: DNA repair; telomere maintenance. The record is from RefSeq and is a predicted model, not a curated record.
AUGCGUAUGCUAUUUGCACUCUAUUGUUGUAUCACAAUCGAUGAGGUUUUCACGGAAUACAACGCCAUUUGGCAUCAAUUCUGUGAAUAUAUGAUUGACGAUUUCGUGAAUCUGAAACGUUUCUCGUAUCAAAGAGCGAAGGAAGAAGCUUUUAAAGAAAUAAGCGAAAUAUUAAAAAGAAAUAGACCACAUUUAUCUAUGGCAGCGUUAGGUAUACGUCCUAUCCACGAUAAUAAUAGAGGUGGUGCUGCUUUUAACCGUGUUCCCGACAUUGAUAAUGAUAUUAACUGCGAUCGUCAUUAUGAUUAUGGUUACGAUCCUAUAGAUCUCAACGUCGAUCAAAAAAGGAUCUUUCUGGAAAUUGUAAAAGUAGUGGCGCAAAUCGUUAACGUUCCUGUUCCUCCAGAGCUUAUCGAUAAAAUGAACGACGUUGUUUUUGAUGAUGAAAUUAACAAUUUCAUCAAUAAUGUCAAUAAUCGUUUAUUUUACGUCGAUGGACCUGGAGGAACGGGAAAAACGUUCUUGUAUAAUUGUCUUUUGAAAGCUAUUCAACAGUAUUUCAAUAAAAAAACUAUCGCUGUGGCAUGGACUGGUAUUGCUGCCAAUUUAUUGAUCGGCGGUACUACAGUUCACAAAGCUUUCAAAUUACCAAUUAAUAUAACGAAUGAAACCAUGCCGGGAUGGCCUUUGGAAUCAGAACAAAGCCUGGCAAUACUCAAUGAAGUGGCUUUGAUCGUUUGGGAUGAAUCUCCUAUGACCCCUAAAUUAGCUAUUGAAGCUGUCGAUAGAUAUUUAAAAGAUCCAUCUAAAAGUUUUUUACAGAUGGGUGGCAAAUGUUGUUUAUUCGGUGGAGAUUUUAGACAGACUUUACCGGUAAUUAUAGGGGGCCAUAAGAAGGACAUCGUGAAUGCGUGUCUCAAACGGAGCGUACUUUGGUCUUCGUUUACUACUUUCCAUCUCAGUAUUAAUAUGAGAGCUAGACAUUACGUUGAGAAUUACGAAGAAUUAGGUAAUCGAACUUUCGCCGAAUGGUUGUUGAAUUUGGGAGACGGUACAAUUCAAUAUGUCACUUUACAUCCCAAUUCGACAAUUUCUGGCAUUUUACCGGACGAUCUUAUCGAAAUUCCUCAUAUGCUUCGUGUAUCCAACAUCGAUCAAUUGAUUGAUUUUGUUUAUGGAAAAUAUUUUAGUUUGAUAGAAAAUGGCACAAGUGCUAUUCUCUGUCCUACUAAUGCCGCUGUUAAUGACAUUAAUGAAAUGAUCUUUGAUAGGAUGUUGGAAAAUGAGGUUAAAGUCUACUAUAGCGUAGACGAAUAUAAAAGGGAAGAAGAUGACGAUUUUCACGUGACCACCUAUCUUCUUAAUUAGAUCAAUUGUGCUGCUUUACCCCCGCACGAAUUGAAAUUAAAAAUCGGCGCUAUUGUUAUGCUUCUUCGUAAUAUUGAUAUCGAAGAUGGACUAUGUAACGGAACUAGGGUACGAAUUAUAUCUUUGGGGGAUCAUAUUAUCGAGUGUGAAAUUCGGACUGGGGCUAAAAUCGGACGUAAGGUCCUAUUGCCUCGAAUAAGAAUGAUUUCUCGCGAUACUAUGCUCCCGAAAGAUAUAAUUCGCACGCAAU